AUGAAGAACUCGGUGAAAGGAGGAAUUAAGACCGGAGGAUGUGCGGUUGUUGGUGGGCUGGUUGGUGGACCUCCGGGGUUUGCUGUGGGUGCAGCCAUCGGAGGCAUCUACAGCUGGAAGACCAGUGACGAUUUCAAGCCUCUGCCUCAGAUCCUGCGCGAGAUGCCUCCUGCUCAAUUGGACAAGCUCCUUAAAUCAGUCAUGGCUAUUUUAGUUCAUCUGAAAUGGGAAACUGUAGAGGGGCUCAUUGAUUAUGUGAUGAAAGACAUUCCUCUCAAGAAAGCAAUCAUUGAUGAGUUAAAGCGCAGGGUGAAAACUUUAACCUGA
Molecule: messenger RNA, 327 nt
Organism: Pundamilia nyererei
Lineage: Eukaryota; Metazoa; Chordata; Actinopteri; Cichliformes; Cichlidae
Product: protein C19orf12 homolog
Exons: 2
Coding region: 1-327 (108 amino acids)
Source: RefSeq, a predicted model, not a curated record